This is a messenger RNA of Trichoderma citrinoviride, 522 nucleotides long. RefSeq lists its product as hypothetical. The record is from RefSeq and is a predicted model, not a curated record. NCBI's taxonomy places the organism in Eukaryota, Fungi, Ascomycota, Sordariomycetes, Hypocreales, Hypocreaceae. The transcript has a single exon. Bases 1 to 522 code for a protein of 173 amino acids.
AUGCCCUUCUUCAGCCGCAGUGAACCCUCCCCCGAGCCCGUCUACCACCCGGAGCCGGCCGAGCAGCCGCCCUCGCGCAAGCACAGCCUCUUCCACCGCAACCGCGACCGCGACGUCUCCCCCCUGUCGUCCCAGCGCGCCGGCUCCGUCGCCAGCUCCUCCGGCGGGAACCCCGGCGCCGUCAACAACUCGGGCGGCCUGUUCCGGCACAGCACCGACAGCUCGGCGGGCAGCAGCGGGCGCCGGCGCGGGCUGUUCGGCCACCGGGACAAUGUCGGUGGCAGCGGGGCGCUGGACCCGAGCAUCGUGCAGGCGAGGGAGCAUGUGAUGCAGGCCGAGGCCGCCGAGGUGGAGGCCGACCGGGCGCUGGGCGAGGCGCGGAUGAGGGUGAGGGCCGCCAAGGACCAUGUUUGGAGGUUGGAGGAGGAGGCUAAGGAGGAGGCGAGGAGGGCCAAGCUUAAGCAGGAGCAGGCUCGGGAGGUGUCGAAGCGAGGAAGAGGCCUUGGACGUGAGUUUUCAUGA